Microcebus murinus (gray mouse lemur) is the source of this 1690-nucleotide messenger RNA. RefSeq names its product RAB5C, member RAS oncogene family (gene RAB5C). Gene Ontology annotation, molecular function: GTP binding; GTPase activity. The record is from RefSeq and is a predicted model, not a curated record. Lineage: Eukaryota; Metazoa; Chordata; Mammalia; Primates; Cheirogaleidae.
UGGAGGGGCGGGGAGAAGGUGGAGAUCCGGAUCCGGAGCGGCUGAAAGGCGGAAGUGGAGGCCGGAGCCUGGGACACCGCCGGGGGGAAGAAAAGCGGAGCCUGCCCGAGACCCGGCCCCAAGAAACGCCGCCGCCCCGGAGCCGCCUUGGAGGUCCCCCUCCCCACUAAGUGCCUCUUUGCAUAGCACCGGCCCCGCCCCCACGCUCUCUGGUACCUCUACAGCUGGACGGGCAAUGGCGGGUCGGGGAGGCGCAGCACGACCCAACGGACCAGCUGCUGGGAACAAGAUCUGUCAGUUUAAGCUGGUUCUGCUGGGGGAGUCUGCGGUGGGCAAAUCCAGCCUCGUCCUCCGCUUCGUCAAGGGACAAUUCCAUGAGUACCAGGAGAGCACAAUUGGAGCGGCCUUCCUCACACAGACUGUCUGCUUGGACGACACAACGGUCAAGUUUGAGAUCUGGGACACAGCUGGACAGGAGCGGUAUCACAGCCUGGCCCCCAUGUACUACCGGGGGGCCCAAGCUGCCAUCGUGGUCUAUGACAUCACCAACACAGAUACAUUUGCACGGGCCAAGAACUGGGUGAAGGAGUUACAGCGGCAGGCCAGCCCCAACAUCGUCAUUGCGCUCGCGGGUAACAAGGCGGACCUGGCCACCAAGAGAGCUGUGGAAUUCCAGGAAGCGCAAGCCUAUGCAGACGACAACAGUUUGCUGUUCAUGGAGACAUCAGCAAAGACUGCAAUGAAUGUGAAUGAAAUUUUCAUGGCAAUAGCUAAGAAGCUUCCCAAGAAUGAGCCCCAGAAUGCAGCUGGUGCUCCAGGCCGGAACCGAGGAGUGGACCUCCAGGAGAACAACCCAGCCAGCCGGAGCCAGUGCUGCAGCAACUGAACCCCCUCGCCUGCCCACUGCUCCCGCCUCCUCCGCCUGAAUGACCCGACUGGAAUCCACUCUAACCAAUCGCACUUAACGACGACUCGGGCCACCACUGGGGGGGCAGAGGGAGGGGUCCACCAUGAUUUCUCCAUAUAAUUUUGAUCAUAGGCCGGAGUGAGUUAUUCCACCUGCACCUUUCUGUACAAAUACUAAUUCAAUUUUAAGUCUUAAGUCACUUUUUUAAUAUAUAUGAUCUUCUGCUCUUCCCACUUCUUCCCCUUUCUACUGCUCCCCCACUUUUCCUUUGCUGGUAGUAGCCACAUGCUCAUGUUCCCCCCACCCUUGUAUAUGGGGGCAGGGGAUGGAGCAGUUACCCUUCCUUUUCCCUCUUGCUGAAUGGCAGACUCAGCAGGAGCACUGGCAUCCUCACCUAGUUUGGAGUGGUCUUGGUUUUGGGCAGUGGGCAGGCCUUGGGGCUGGGGAAGGGAUAGGCAGCUCUUCUCUCAGCUGGCCGUCACCAGGCUGCUGUCCCCUCCCCACCCCUGACUCCCAGCUGGGAGAGAAGCCACAGCAUCACCACAGCAUUAUUGUGACAGCCACAAACCCAUUGCCCACAAUCCCUCCACCCUCGGUCACCCUGACCUCUGGCUCUGAGCCCUGUUCUGACCAAAUCACGAUGAUAUGAGUAUUGGGGGGGGUGGGGAAGGGGGGAGUGGGAGGGGAUGGAACCAACUUUUUCUGUAUUUUGUAUUGUAUGUUUUCUUCAACAUGUAACCAAUCAGUAUCUUGUCAAUAUAGUCAGCCGAUCAAUCGACCUCA